AUGCUUGGUCUGACGAGCUUCAUGCUUGAGUGCGGAGGAAACCCCAUCGGCCUCACCCAAUCCGAACCGUGUCAGCCUGAAUACCAAAAGUCUCGAGUCCUCGAGCAUGGCCUCAGGUUCCGUGGAGUGCUCACGAUUGAGAAACUCGAGUGGCUGCAGCCACUGGCAAUCAAACGCCUCAACAAGGACAUUCAUCUGCGCCAUUCGGGCUCCCGUAUCAAAGAGGGCAGGAGACCGCCCCGCGACUCUGAGACUCCUCCUCUGGAGCACCUGUACUUGCGGCCUGCAGCCAAACGAAGAAUCAAAGUCACGAUACAGGGGGAAAAGCUCUUCCCCUUCGUCUAUCUCAAAGAAAAGGACGUAUUAAAUGGGCUAUUCAUGAUGUCUGUGGAUAGGCGUUAUGAGAUAGUCUCCAUGGACGUGAGCACAUAUACUGACAGUCGCAAGUACUUCGGGCGUUACCGCACGCUCAGGAUCCUGGAAGACGUAGUCAAGAUUGACAGAAGCAUCCAGCGCGCUCGCGGUGAGCCAGAGACACCCAGGGAUGAGCGCACCCCAGAGUGGUUCUCCGAUAUGUACCUGAAGCACCUGGCGAACCCGGUCAUGGCACGGCAGCGCCGGAUUGUCUGGACCCCAGACGACUCGGACAUCGAAGAAGGUACGGAGGGGAAGAUGAAGAACGGGCGCGAACAUGUGCUGCGGCACGUCCCCGGCGUGGAAGUGCGCUCGCUGCUGGCGAUGCAUGCGGUAUGGAUCCGUAACGAUCAGAGCAACAGGACGUCGAACAGGGUCGUGGAUCUGGAUGUGUGGGCCGCAUGGGUGCGCAGAUCACAGAUGAUCCGAAUCGACGCGUGGAAGAAUGGUGUCAAAUGGGGCUGGUUCGACGAGGAGGAUGCUAACGGACCGCUGAGCGAAGGCGAACUUGAGGACGUCGAGCCAGUGAUGAAACGACGCUCAAAGAAGAAAACGAAGCCAAAGGCUCCCCAACGACAAGCUCGAGCAUCAGCGUCUACCUCGCGCGCUCCUGUGCGCAUCGAGCGACCCCUCUUUUAUCCGGAGGAAGACGAGGCGGUGGAACAAGGCAACGUCUACGACCCGGACUUCUCUCCCCCAUCCUCUGCGCCCGCUUCUGAUUGGGACUCCGACGACUCGCGCCCAUCCCGCCCCUUGACGCCCCUCGACCCCGAGAUCGCCAAGGUUGUCCCCGCCGCUAUCUUCUACCAACCCAUGCUGCCUGAUGCGUCCUUCAUUUGGCUGUGCCCCGUGGAGGACUGCGACUAUAGACUGUCCCUCCUUGAAUUGAACGAAGAGCAUUAUGGCCACCUUACCCGGGAAUGCGUGCGAUCUUUCAAGAAGGGCCGGUGGCAGUUGAGCGAACAGUGGGUGCAGCGCGCGUUCAUGCAGCUUGUCUCAAAGCACUAUGAGGAUCACUUGGAAAGAGUAGGAGUCAUCAUGCACGAGCGCGGCAAACAGACACGUCUAGAGUGGAAGAGCCCCAAACAUCACCCCCCUCCGCUUGUAAGGAGCCGGCGGCCUAUACUGCGACCUGAUUCAGACGAAGAAGUCAAGGUCGAGCAACCUGACUAGGUGAAGCAUGCUUAUGGAUGCUUUCCGAAUCUUGGCACAUCCACACACAACUGU
Molecule: messenger RNA, 1641 nt
Organism: Rhodofomes roseus
Lineage: Eukaryota; Fungi; Basidiomycota; Agaricomycetes; Polyporales; Fomitopsidaceae
Exons: 7
Coding region: 1-1587 (528 amino acids)
Source: RefSeq, a predicted model, not a curated record